This is a messenger RNA of Amoebophrya sp. A25, 2225 nucleotides long. Lineage: Eukaryota; Dinophyceae; Syndiniales; Amoebophryaceae. The record is from the annotation of a GenBank genome assembly.
AUGGAAAGCAAAUUUUUCGCAACGUCAGCGAAGCUGCGAAACCCUCGUGAGAGGCUUCGCUACCUGCUUGGUCGAGGUACAGAGGUAAAGGCGAAGGCUUCAAAGACCUCGACAACGAUUGCGACGAGAAAAGCUGAUGGCAAGGACAAACAAACUAGUACAAGAGCAACGUCGGCUGUUCAUAAGAAAGUGGAGAAAGUCACCGCUGCGACAACUACAUCUUCUUGUGCAGCCUCUUCCUCGGUUCCAUCGACAUCAAAUCAAACAGUACUAGAUUUGUUUAAGCAAUGCGCCUUGGAAAAACGACCAGUUUACGUUUGUGCACCAAUGGUUGGCGCUUCCGAACUCGCGUUUCGUGAGCUAGUGCGACAACAUGAUUGCGACUUAUGCUAUACGCCGAUGAUGUACGCUGACAAAUUCGUUACAACUUCUAGUGGUGAAUCGAGCAAGACCGGUAUUAAUAGUAAAGCUCCUGUUACCAGCAGUGGCAAGAGUUAUUUUCCAACCACCUAUGCUCAAGAGCAAUUUUUUGAACAGCUUGAAACCUUGCAGAAAAAGAACAGCAACAGGAAAAACGGAAGAGACCAUCGUCUGGAAGGCCGCCUUGUUGCGCAUUUUUGUGGCAACAAUCCUGAGACUUUACUCGCAGCUGCAAAACUAGUUGAAAAUCACGUAGACGCAGUGGAUCUGAAUCUUGGUUGUCCACAGAGGAUUGCACACGCAGGACAUUUUGGAGCUUAUUUGCUAGGACAAGAAGAUCGUCCUUUGUUGAAGAAGAUUGUUGCCACACUAGCAAAGAACCUGUGCAUUCCCGUUUGCUGCAAAAUCCGACUACUAGAUUCGUAUGAGGAAACCUUACAAUUGUGCAAGGACUUAAAGCAAGCAGGAUCAGCGUGGAUUGCAGUCCAUGCGAGGGCUAGAGGCACAGCGACAAGACGUAGAGAAGGAGCUGCGAAUCUAGAACAUGUGAAAAAACUAGUAGAGGACAUGGGUGGAAGAAGUUCUAAGUCAUAUCCGAUAUUGGCGAACGGUAACGUGAUCACAGGAGAGGAUGUCAUCACGAAUUGGAGAUUCACAGGCGCAGCUGGGAUUAUGAGUGCAGAAGGAUUGCUGGAUAAUCCUCGGAUUUUUGCGGAUGCGAAGAGGACCGUUCUGGGCAUUAAAAAGAAGAGUCCACCGCGAGAAAAAGAGACCACCGGAACGUCACCGCGGCCGACGCUUUCCUACACUGAAAGUCUCCACCUCGCUCGUCAAUACCUGCGAUUAGCGGAAAAGCAUUUUCCACCCGAAAGCGAAAAAAGUUCACAUGGAAUUGGGACUGUGGUGUUUCAUGUGAGGCGCAUGUGCAAGUCUCUUCUGCAAAAGUUUGAGCAAUUGGAAGCGGUUUUGGCGGCUAAAGAAAUCAAAGAGAUCGAUAAGAUUUUAGACCGAUGUAAAGGAUUCCUUAGUGGUGAACAAGGUGUACUAGACCAUGCGAAGGGAAUAUUAGCCAAGAAGAGCAACAAGCGUCCUGCUUCCUCUGACGGUAAGAGCGAGAAAACAACAACAAACAGGAGUGGAAAUUCAGAUGUAGAUAAUGGUCCUGAUUCAGAAGUGGAUGAUGAAACCGAAGAAGCAGCAACUUCAUCUACCACUACGAAAAAGCCUCGUGUUGUCUUUGAUCCAGUUGCAGCUGCGAAAGAGAAAGAGGCUUUGAAAUUAGCGAAGAAGAGUGCUGCAGAUGUAAAGAAAUUUCAAAAGCGCAUGGAAAGAAAGGCCAAUCGCGAAGGGCGUACUCUGCAGAGUGUCAUGGCAGAACACAAGGAAAAGUCAGCCUUUUUUCAUGCUGGGGCGGUGCCAGUUGGGGACAGCGAGCGAAAAAGCUCUAGCACUGAGCAAGAGAAUAAAAGCACGCAAGGGACGAAAGGUAAAGCGAGCAAAGGGAAGGGGGGCAAGGGCACAGGUAAGGAUAGUAAGGAUAAAUGCACGAAAGGAAGUAAAGGAACAAGUAAAGGGAGUAAAGGUGGGAGUAAGGGCAAGGGAAAGGGCAAACAAGAUAAAGGAGCGGCAAAGGGUGUUGGAAAGAAAUGAAUUGUUUUUCUCACUCACAAAGAACGAACGCGUGACCUCCAAGUCCAAUUUGUGCCUCGAUAUUUGUCCUACGAAGACGACGCCCUUUUUUGGAUUAUGUGCUCAUCCCAGUCCCAUGGCAAAGUUUUAAGAUCGAACUACUCAUACUAGUUGCG